This is a messenger RNA of Schistosoma mattheei, 1153 nucleotides long. Lineage: Eukaryota; Metazoa; Platyhelminthes; Trematoda; Strigeidida; Schistosomatidae. The record is from the annotation of a GenBank genome assembly.
AUGAACCCAAGUAGACUCGUAGAAGUCAAAAGCAAGUUUGGUGCCGAGUUCCGGCGAUUUAGUUUCAUGGCAGAGGAUACACUACAAUACAACGCUUUCUAUUCCCUACUUGAGCGUAUUCACAUGUUGUUCAACAUCCCUUUUGUUAUUCAGUAUGUCGAGCCGAAAAACGCAGAUUUACUACCGAUAAGUAAUAACAAGAAUUUCGAACUAGCUGUAAAUUCUUCAAAACCUUUACUUAGGAUUUUACUUCAGCGAAAAGGUGAGAGUUACGGAGAAAUUUACGGGUAUAAAUCUUCUAAACACGGUCUUAUACAUCGAGGAGCGGCCGACACUCUUCGGAACUUCGGUGGCAGUGAGAAACAUCGUCGAUCUGAAAAACCUGUCAUAAGUGUUAUGAGUGACUUCCACUUGGUCUCAUCGAUACUGGAUGUUGAUAUUAUACCAUGGACAUUAAGACGUGUAAGCCUGAUCCGUUCACCUGGUAAACAGUUCGGUUUAAAUAUUCGUACUGGUGCUAUUCAAUAUUAUACUAAAAAUGCCGAAGACGGGAUUGCUUAUAAUACUGGUUUAUUAGCUGUGAAUGAUGAAAUAAUUGAAGUGAAUGGUAUUGAAGUUUACGGUAAAUCAUUAGAUCAAGUCAAUGAUAUGAUGGUUGCUAAUAGUUCAAAUUUAAUUAUUACUAUUCGACCAGCUGAUCAAAGUAUGUGUUUAGUUCCAAGAGAGAUUUCACGUUCAAGAUUUUCACAAAGUUCUGAUCUUUUAUAUGGUCCACGAAAAAAUAUUCCAAUAACUGGACGUAGUUCACCACUAUUAUUAUCAUCAACAACAACAACAAAUUAUACUCAAUCUCAAUCACAAUAUAUUCCAUCUCAAUUAUUAUCAUCAUCAUCAUCAUCUCAUCCAUUAACAACAAAUGUUGUAUCCUCAAAUAAUCAUAAUCCAUUAACUAGAACAAGUGGAUUUAAUGGUGAUUCAACAAUUCAAAUUAAUGAAGAAAUUGAAAGUGAUGAUGAUAUGAAUGUUGGAUUAAUUACAAUAUAAAUGGUAUUCAGUUUAUUAUUUGUUCUAGUUUAUACAUUCCUAUUCAUUUCAUACAUAUACACAUUUAUAUAUAGUUGAAAUCUCAUAUCAAUUUAGCACAAAGUAAUGA